Messenger RNA from Chrysemys picta bellii (western painted turtle), 3631 nucleotides. RefSeq names its product Rho GTPase activating protein 17 (gene ARHGAP17). Gene Ontology annotation, cellular component: cytoplasm; intracellular anatomical structure; cytosol. The record is from RefSeq and is a predicted model, not a curated record. Gene Ontology annotation, biological process: signal transduction; regulation of Rac protein signal transduction; positive regulation of GTPase activity. Gene Ontology annotation, molecular function: protein binding; GTPase activator activity. NCBI's taxonomy places the organism in Eukaryota, Metazoa, Chordata, Testudines, Emydidae.
GAAGGCGGAGCCGGAAGUGGCGCUGGUUUCCGGUGGGGACGGCCGGCUGGGUGUGCGGUGGGAGAGCGGCGCUCGGGGUUCGAGCUGCCGCGGGCAGCAGGGACGAGGCCGGGUCUGGCCGCAGCGUUUCCCGGGAGGCGCAGAGACAGGAGCCGCCGCCAUGAAGAAGCAGUUCAACCGCAUGCGGCUGCUGGCCAACCAGACCGUGGGCCGAGCUGAGAAAACUGAAGUCCUCAGUGAAGAUCUAUUACAGAUUGAGAGACGUCUGGACACAGUGAGAUCUGUUUGCCAUAUUUCACAGAAGCGGCUAAUAGCAUGUUUUCAAGGCCAGUAUGGCACUGAUGCUGAUAAAAGACAUAAAAAGCUUCCUCUAACAGCUUUUGCUCAAAAUAUGCAAGAAGGAUCUGUCCAGCUAAGCGAUGACACUCUGUUGGGGAAGAUGCUUGACACUUGUGGCGAUGCAGAGAAUAAACUGGCAGUAGAGCUCUCUCACCAUGAGGUACAGAUUGAAAAAGAAAUUUUAGACCCACUAAACCUACUAACAGAGGCAGAAAUCCCCAAUAUUCAGAAGCAGAGGAAACAGCUUGCAAAGUUGGUUUUGGACUGGGAUUCUGCAAGAGCUAGAUAUAGCCAAGCCUGCAAGACUUCAGGAACUAAUUUUCAAAUGCAUCCAUCAAAAAUAGAUUCCCUUAAGGAAGAGAUGGAUGAGGCUGGAAAUAAAGUAGAACAAUGCAAGGAUCAACUUGCUGCAGAUAUGUAUAACUUUGUGUCCAAAGAAGGGGAAUAUGCCAGAUACUUUGUCAUGUUAUUAGACGCACAAGCAGAUUACCAUAGAAAAGCAUUAGCAGUCUUAGAAAAGGCCCUCCCUGAAAUUCAAGCCCAUCAAGACAAAUGGACAGAAAAGCCAGCCUUUGGAACGCCAUUGGAAGAGCAUCUCAAACGCAGUGGUCGUGAAAUUGCACUCCCAAUUGAAGCCUGUGUCAUGAUGCUCUUGGAAACAGGAAUGAAAGAGGAGGGCUUAUUCAGAAUUGCUGCUGGAGCCUCCAAGUUAAAGAAGCUGAAAGCUGCAUUGGACUGUUCUACUUCCCAGCUAGAUGAAUUUUAUUCAGACCCCCAUGCUGUUGCAGGUGCCCUGAAGUCUUAUUUACGAGAGUUGCCUGAACCUUUAAUGACCUACAGUCUGUAUGAAGAAUGGACGCAAGCUGCAAACAUACAGGACCAGGACAAAAAGCUGCAAGAAUUAUGGAAAAUUUGUAAAAGAUUGCCAAAGCCUAACCUAGCUAAUUUCAGGUAUCUAAUCAAAUUCCUAGCAACACUUGCACAGAACAGUGACAUUAACAAAAUGACACCCAGCAACAUUGCAAUAGUGUUAGGCCCCAACUUGCUAUGGGCAAAGACUGAAGGAUCUCUUGCUGAAAUGGCAGCAGCAACUUCUGUCCAUGUGGUAGCAAUUAUAGAGCCAAUAAUUCAGCAUGCAGACUGGUUCUUCCCUGAAGAUGUGGAUUUUAAUGUAUCUGGAGCAUUUGUUGCUUUACCUGCCACUAAUUCCAAUCACUCCUCACAACUUGGGAGUGAGUCUGAGUCGGGGACACUGGAGAGGAAGAGGCCUGUCAGCAUGGCUGUAAUGGAAGGCGAUUUGCUGAAGAAGGAAGGCUUUGGUGUCAAGGUUGUGGACUUCCAAGUGACUCCUCGGAGAGGUGGCACUAUAACUAGAAAGCACACAUCCCCAGCUUUCCAGCCACCACUUCCACCUCCUGAGGCUGGCAUGCUGGCUCAGACUGUAGCAGACCAGCACUCACAGGGUUCUGUGGCUGAAACCAGCCCAGUAAGUGCAACUUUUGCUCCCUUUGCUGGCACAGCAGAACAUUUACAAAGUCAAGGAAAUGAGGAUGUCAGUACCUCAAAGCCCAGGGACACUGCAGCUUCAACUACUCCUCCGCCCGUGAGAAAUGGUGGGCACUUAAGCACUAUGCAGAACCAGCCACAGUCAUCCAGUAGCUCUAACCAGCUUUGUGUUGGUCAACCCCAGAAUGCUGCUGGUCCCAGCCCCCACGCAGUGAGGCGAGCUGUUAAAAAGCCUGCACCUGCACCUCCCAAACCUCCACCUGGGCAGCCAGGAAACCAUGGUUCUGUCGCAGCAGCUCAACUACCUUCUGUCUCUCCAAAACCACCCACAAGAAGUCCUUCUCCUCCUGGUCAACCUACAAACCCUGGGGCAGUCCAGACUUCCACCUCUUCCCAGGCUUCUGCACCUCGGAGAUACUCCAGCAGCCUCUCCCCAAUUCAAGCUCCGAACCACCCACCUCCACAGCCCCCAACACAGGCUACUCCUCCACUGCACCCUAAACUAAAUAGUCAAGUAUCUUCUCCGCCUGCUGUACCUAGUGGCGAAUAUGGACCUGAACAGCCAUCUUGUACUCCUCCUCAGACUCCAACGCCACCUGAUACGCCUCCUUUAGGAAAACACAAUGCUAGCUCAGCACUAUUUCCGCUGCAGUCGUCUACCCAAGAAACUUCGCAGUCUCAUUCUCCUCCUCAGACUGGUACGUUACCGAGACCAAAGCCAGUACCAAAACCCCGCAACCGACCUAAUGUUCCCCCACCACCUCAUCCUCCUGCUUCUCAUUCAUCUGGAGACAGUGUUCUUACAAAUCCCACUCAGACUGCUUCCAAAAUAAUAACUGGUGGGGAAGGUUACUGCGAAUAAGACUCCAAUUCCAAUGUUCAAGAACCACUUAGGCGCCUCUCUUCAGAGCUUCCUACAGAGCCUGCAAGCAAGGAAUUGCACAACCAUCUAAUGCUUAAUGUUGACAAUGAUACAGAAAGCACUGCUCUGUAAAAGAAACCAAAUACUCCAAAACUUUUAAAAAAACCUUUCUGUCCACAUGGAAAAGUAGCAAAUCAAGACCUAACAGUGAAAAGCUUUUUUGAAGAUAUGGCGGAACUGUCUGAAGGCUCUACUUACAUGUAAGGCAAUUUAACCAUACAGAAGAAGUUUAAUGAUCUGUGUCUUGACAGUGGUUUCAAAAAUCCUGGAUGGGAAGAGUUGAUUACUGUGGAAAUUUAUGUAGGAAGCUUAAUUGCUGCUAAUACACGUGCGUUAGCAGAACCCCCAAAAGAAUAAAAAGUAGUGCAUCAGUUACUAUUUAAAGUGCAUGUAUGGAAAUAACCCAGUUAAUGUCACUGUUACUUUUGUUCCUAGUUCUUAGACAUUAUAUUCAAAAGGAGAUGCCUUGCAAGAGACUUUCCCUCACUGACUUGCUGCAGACUUUUGUUAAAGUAUGAACCAAAAAAAUGCCAGAGUGCUGGUGGUGACUGCUGGUUAUCAGUCACCUGUCAAAACUGUGGAUGUAUUUCAGUGCCUUGAAGGACUGUCAUAUGGUAGAAAGAAACUUACUGUAUCUUUAACCAUUUUAUUGCUACUUUAAGUACUGACCAUUAUCUGUAUGUCAUAGUUAUGUGUAUUAACCAUACCUGCUUUUUAUGUGAAAUUCAUAACUGUUUCAAGGUGAAAUGGUGGAAAUGUUUAUGCUUUCAUUUGAAUUGGUUGAAUUUUGAAAGAAUUUUGAACAUCUGUUUGGAUUCAUCAGUUGAGUGAGCAUUUAUAAAAUUAAAGGAUUCUCUCUCGUCA